AAAAUCUACAGGGACCUUAUUGAUGAGGAGGUGGAUGCCAUUGCUACUGCUAGGUUCGAUGCUUAAACUGGAGCUGUGAUACGGAAGCUUAGCUUAUUCUCUCAUGGAACUACUAUAUCAGAUGGAUGGACAUGACCAGAACGUGAAUUUCAAGGUCAUAAUGGCAAACCAACAGGGCAGACACCCUUCAUCCUGCCCUCUUAUGUCCCUUGGAGACUUGAUCGUAAAAUUGAGUUCCUCCUUCCUGAUAGACGUCAAAAGAGCCUUGUUUUCCAGGUUUGUCCCAGUUUCUAUCUUAUUGACUGUUUUUUCCUUGUGCACCUCCAAAAUGAACCUCGGCGAAGAGGUUGACUUGGAAGACUAUGUUCCACGGCCUGAUAAAAUUAGCGCUGCUGAGAGGUUAGUUGACGGCCAAGAUAUAAAGGAGGUGAGACUAGAUAGCCUCCGAAGUUCCAUAGGAGUUGUGCCACAAGAUACUUUGAGUGGUGGAGAGAAACAAAGAAUGGCACUUGCUCGAGCCUUCCUGAAAUCCCCUGCGACUCUGACAGCACAACAGAGUCAGAGGUACUUACCGCACUCAAAGCAGUGGCGAGUAACAGGACAUCCAUCUUCAUUGCCCACAGGCUGA
This is a messenger RNA of Eruca vesicaria subsp. sativa (arugula), 628 nucleotides long. NCBI's taxonomy places the organism in Eukaryota, Viridiplantae, Streptophyta, Magnoliopsida, Brassicales, Brassicaceae. The record is from the annotation of a GenBank genome assembly.